AUGACACUCUUGGCAGCUCAGAUCAUCAAGACGGGUGACUGGACCAAGAAGAAUCUUGCAUUGGUGGAUAAGGAGUGUAUCCUCAAAGAUCAGCUGGAGGCUGCUAAAGCAAUUCCUGUGGAGAAGGGAAUGGCUAUGGCUAACAACUGGCUGCCAUGGCUAUGCCUGUCUGCUAUUGUAGCCGCUUGGCACAGUGGUGUGAGUCCUGUCCACAAUGGCCAGGUUUGCAGCACAUGGGGAAACUUCCACUUCAAGACCUUUGACGGGGAUAUUUUCCAGUUGCACUCCACCUGCAACUACAUCCUGACUUCGUCAUGCCACAGCAGUUACAAUGACUUCAACAUUGAGAUAAGAAGACAAGAAACUGGUGGUUCUUCUACCAUCAAAUACAUCAUUUUGAAGCUCCAGGGUUCAGUGGUGGAACUGUCAAAGGGCUCAGUGAUCAUUGAUGGCAAACUAGCCAUCCUUCCAUUCAGUCAGGGAGGAGUGCUCAUUGAGAAAACACCCACUUACAUCAAAAUCAAAGCAAAGCUAGGACUGGUUGCUUUCUGGAAUGAGGAGGACUCUUUUCUGGUCGAGCUAGACCAGAAGUUCAAGAACCAAACUUGUGGUCUUUGUGGAGACUUUAAUGGAGUUCCGCUUUACAAUGAGUUCUACAGUCAUGGUGUGAAAAUGUCCCUCAGGGAUUUUGCUGACUUCUGGAAAAUGAAUGGUCCAACUGAAACCUGCUCGGACUACACAGUGGUACCAACAAAAAGUUGCAACAACAUGAAACCAGUGUGUGAGCAUAUCCUUAUGGGGCCAGCCUUCGACAGCUGUCGCCAUCUGCUGGACAUUGAGUCUUUCACCUCUGCCUGCGUUGCAGACCUCUGCCACUGUGGCAACAGUGAAGAUGAAAAAGCAGAUCCCCUCUGCCUGUGCAAUACUGUGUCUGAAUUCUCCCGACAGUGUGUUCAUGCUGGUGGGAAGCCCCAAGGUUGGAGAACCAAAGAGCUCUGCUGGAAAUCAUGUCCAUACCAAAUGGAGUACAAGGAGUGUGGGAGCCCCUGUGCUGACACAUGCUCAAACCCAGAAGCCAGCCAUACAUGUGACAGCCACUGCAUCGACGGAUGCUUCUGCCCUGCAGGCAUGGUGCUUGAUGAUUUAAGUGGAAUGGGUUGUGUUCCACUGAGUGAAUGCUCGUGCAGCUACAACAGCAAGAUCUAUCAACCUGGAGAGUCCUACUCCAGUAACUGCAAACAAUGUGUGUGUGCGAGUGGUCAGUGGAAAUGUAGUGAGGAGAACUGUCCAGGAACAUGCUCUGUGGAGGGAGGAGCUCACAUGAAGACCUUUGAUGGAAAAUUCUACACCUUUCAUGGAGACUGCUCUUAUGUUCUGGCUAAGGACUGUGGUGGAGGCCACUUUGUCAUACAGGGAGAACUGGCACAGUGUGGACUGACUGAGAGUGAAACAUGCCUCAAGUCUGUUACCUUGGGUUUGUCUGGAGGAGCUAAUGUUAUUACCAUCCAGCCCAACGGCAACGUUUUUGUGAAUGGCAUCUAUUCUCAGUUACCAUUUUCUGCUGCUGGGAUUUCUGCCGUCAGAGCAUCCUCUUUCUAUCUGCUGGUACAGACAUCUGUUGGUGCUCUGUUGAAGGUGCAGCUCCAGCCAGUCAUGCAGCUCUACAUCACAGUGACCAGCGACUACCAGGCCAACACCUGUGGUCUGUGUGGGAACUUCAACAAUAACCAGGCUGAUGACUUUCUUAAGCUGAGUGGUGUUAUAGAUGCCACAGCACCUGGUUUUGUCAACAGCUGGAAGACACAUGCUGGUUGCGCUGAUAUUAAGAGCAGCUUUGAGAAUCCCUGCAGUCUCAGCCUGGAUAAUGAGAACUAUGCCCAGCACUGGUGUUCCAUGCUGACUGACCCUCGAGGAGUGUUUGCCUCCUGUCACUCUGAAAUCAGCCCCGACUCUUAUAAAGAGAACUGCAUGUAUGACAGCUGUAACUGUGAGAAAAGUGAGGACUGCAUGUGUGCUGCAGUCUCCUCCUACGUCCACGCCUGUGCAGCUGCAGGAAUAGAGAUCAGUGAAUGGAGAAAGGUCAUUUGUGGAAAAUAUGCCAGUUCUUGCCCCAGCGGCAUGGUCUACUCCUACAACAUCACAUCCAGCAGUCGUACCUGCCGCUGCAUCAGCAGCACAGAUUACAGCUGUCAUGUCUUCCCACCCAUCGAUGGCUGUAUCUGUGCAGAAGGAACCUAUCUGGAUGACUCUGGGAACUGUGUCCCAUCUGAGGCUUGUCCCUGUUAUGAUGAAGGCUCAACAAUUCCUUCUGGUCAGGUCAUCAACAAGGAAGGGGUCCUGUGCACCUGUAAGGAGGGAAGACUCAGCUGCAUUGGAGAGUUUAUUACAAAACUGUCCUGUGCUCCUCCUAUGGAGUUCUUCAACUGCUCUGCUCAUGGUCCAGCUGCAAAGGGAACUGAGUGUGAGAAGAGCUGCAGCACAUUAGACAUGGCCUGUGUGAGCACAGGAUGUGUCUCAGGCUGUAUGUGCCCCUCUGGAAUGGUAUCUGAUGGUAAAGGGGGCUGCAUCGAGCCAGAUGCCUGUUCCUGUGUGCACAACGGUAUCUCCUAUCAGCCUGGAGAGACCACCAAAGUGGACUGUAACACCUGCACUUGUCAAGACAGGAAGUGGCAGUGCACCACCAACCAGUGUGAUGGAACCUGCUACGUCUACGGUGCUGGACACUACAUGACCUUUGAUCAGAAAAGCUACACUUUUGAUGGCAGCUGUGAAUACAUUCUCACUCAGGACUAUUGUGGCAGUGCUCAGAAUAAUGGAACAUUCAGAGUGAUCACAGAGAAUGUUCCAUGUGGAACCACGGGAACCACAUGCUCCAAGACCAUCAGAAUCUUCCUCAAGAGUGCAGAACUGAUUCUAACAGAUGGAAGCUACCAGUUGCUUUCAAGUGGAGAUGAAGAAACUGUUCCAUUCCAAUACAGCACUAUGGGCAUUUACCUGAUAAUUGAAGCAAAUAAUGGUCUCAUUCUCAUGUGGGACAAGAAAACCACCUUGUUCAUCAAACUCAGCCCAAAAUAUAAGGGUCAAGUAUGCGGGCUCUGUGGCAACUAUGAUGACAGUGCAAAUAAUGACUUCACUACAAGAAGCAACGCUGUGGUCGUCAACCCCCUGGUAUUUGCGAACAGCUGGAAGGAUUUACCAAGCUGCCCCAAUGCUCUGAGCAUCAGCAACCCCUGCACCACCAACCCAUACAGACAGUCAUGGGCCCAAAAACAGUGCAGCAUCAUACAGAGUGAUGUCUUCUCUGCCUGCCACUCAACUGUGGAUCCUGGUCCAUACUAUGAAGCAUGUGUGUUUGACUCAUGUGCUUGUGACACUGGUGGAGACUGUGAGUGCUUCUGCACUGCUGUGGCUGCUUAUGCUGAAUCCUGUAAUCAAGCUGGCGUCUGUGUACGAUGGAGAACCCCUAACAUCUGCCCUCUCUUCUGUGAUUACUAUAAUCCUCCUGGUGAAUGUGAGUGGCACUACAUGCCAUGUGGCGCAUGUAUAAAAACCUGCAGAAACCCCUCAAGCAACUGUUCUACACAGAUACCUCCUCUAGAAGGUUGCUAUCCAAACUGUCCUCCUGCUGAGCCAUACUUUGAUGAGGCUACAAUGAGAUGUGUUUCAAAAGAACAGUGUGGCUGCUACAGUGAAGAGGGGAGACACUAUAAUAGUGGUGACAAAGUGCCUACAACUGUGAACUGUCAUACAUGUAUGUGCAAUUCAACAACUAUCCAGUGCCAAUAUGAUGCAGAAGCCUGUAAUUGUACAUAUAAUGGAAACACAUACCCCACUGGCAAUACAAUCUAUAACACAACGGAUGGACAUGGCAACUGCAUCACAGCCGUGUGUGGGACUAACGGUACCAUUGACAAGAGGUCAUACCCAUGCCCAACACCAGCAAUGACAACUCUGCCACCAACAUCAACUGCUACAACCACCACACCUACUACUACUACAACAACAACUACUCAGCCACCUACAACAACAACUUGCCCUGGAGGACAUGAUGCCGUAUGCUCUAUAGUUUACAAUGAGACAGACAAUGAUGGCUACUGCUACACAGGGUACUGCAAUGAGUCCUGCCAUGUAGUGCCUGGACAUUACAAGUGUAAUAUAAAGGCGUGUGUUGAUGUACAUCCUCCAAGACAGGAUGGUGAAAUUUGGAAGGCAAGUAACUGCAGUAUAGCAACAUGUAACAAUGGCAGCGUAACCUAUAACAACACAUAUUGUCCAGCUUUGGAGCCUGUAGUGUGUGCAAAUAACUUCCCUGCCAUUGAAGUGAAAGAUGCUGAUCAAUGUUGCUCCCACUAUGAGUGCCAAUGUAUCUGCUAUGGUUGGGGAGACCCACAUUAUGUCACUUUCGAUGGAACCUACUAUGGAUUUCAAGGAAACUGUUCCUACUGGUUGGUGAAAGAGAUCUUGCCCACGUAUAACUUCAGCGUUAUGAUCGAUAACUACUACUGUGGUGCAGCUGAUGGACUGUCCUGUCCUCAGUCAAUUACCGUCUUCUACAAUAGCUACAAGAUCUUUAUUACACAGAAGGACUUCAAUGGGAUUUUUACAAACCUCAUUACUGUGAACAACAGGCCUGUAAGUCCUGCAUACCAGAAUGGUGACUUCCGAGUGAUUACCACUGGUAUCAAUACAGUGCUCGUCAUCCCAGAAAUCCAGGCCAAGAUCACCUUUUCAGGGCUUAUGUUCAGUAUCUACUUGCCCUAUGAAAUAUUUGCUGGCAACACUGAGGGGCAAUGUGUGCUCAUACUUACCAUAAAUUAUAUCUUCUCCAGUGUGUUCAAACGUUGUCACGGAAUCAUUGACUACAACCCAUUUGUUGUGGCCUGUGAGUUUGAUGUGUGCCACACGCACCUUACACACAUUGGCUGUAACAGCUUACAAACAUAUGCGGAUGCCUGUGCUGAGGCUGGAGUGUGCAUUGACUGGAGGUCAGCCACCGGUGGACUCUGUGAAUAUACAUGUCCAAGCCCCAAAGUGUAUCAGGCCUGUGGGCCGCUGGUGGAGCCCACCUGUGAUUCCUGGUACAAUCAGAAAUUCAUCUAUACCAGAAACGAGUUCAGUGCCAUGACAAAUGUGACUAUGGAGGGUUGCUACUGCCCAAAUGGCACUUUCCUACUGUCUUCUGGCUCAAAUGAAUGUGUGCCUACCUGUGAAAUCUGUCGUCUGGCAAAUGGAAAAUGGACGAAGGCCAAUGCAACAUGGAUAGAAGACUGUGAGGAAUGUAUAUGUGAGGAAGACACACUGCAGGUUUCCUGCCAUCAUGUAUCGUGCCCAACACAGCCACCCCUCAGCUGUGACCAAGAAGGUCAGGUCAAGGUCAAUGAUACUGUUGGCUGCUGUCAGACAGAGAAGUGUGAGUGCGACUUGAGGCAGUGUUCUGGUUCUGUGCCAUGCUGUCCUGCUGGUUAUACCAUGAACACCACAAUGGGAGUCUGCUGUGCCAAACACUUCUGUGUUCCAAAAAGUGACGUGUGUGUAUUUAACAACCAAGAAUAUCAGGUUGGAGAUGUGGUGCCCAUGACACCAUGUAACAAGUGCAGUUGUAGUGACCAGACAGAUGCCAGCAGCCACCUGCACAAAGUAGAAUGUCAGCCUAUACCAUGUGACACAAACUGUCCUCUGUUCAUCACCAUUGAGGCAAAGACGACAUGCCCACCCUACAACAUCGAUAACUGCGUACCGGGAACGGAGACCAUCGGUCCAGACGGAUGCUGUCCUGUCUGUAUUCCAAAGGAUCACUCCUGCAAUGUGUCCACAACUGCCGUACAUGUGGAAAGCCAAGGCUGCCAGUCCAAAGAGCUAGUUAACAUCACAUCUUGUAGUGGAGCAUGUGGUACCCUCACUGUGUACUCUACGAAAAUUAAAUCUUUGCAGCACACCUGCACCUGCUGCCAGGAGGUGGCUACUUCUCAGCGACAGAUCCAGCUCUCCUGCCCUGACAACACUGAGAUCACCUACACUUACACCCACAUUGAUGCUUGCAGCUGUCUCAAAACAGAGUGCUCUGCGCCUGGCAACAGUGCAACGACUACCCCCUCCAGCAGCAAGUCACAUCGACGCAGGAGAUAAAGAAAAAAACAGAACUAUCAUAGCUACUGGUCACAUAAAGAGCAUGAAUUUAUAGGACCAUAAAUCAACUGCUAUAAUGAAUCGAUGUUUUUCCAUCUGCUUACAUAUUUCUCUAUUUAUUUGUAUUAAUACUUAAUUUCAGCUUGAUAAGACUCAUAAAGAUCACCAUAUUAAAGAGCAAACUGUCUGUUUUUGUCCU
Stegastes partitus (bicolor damselfish) is the source of this 6325-nucleotide messenger RNA. RefSeq names its product mucin-5AC-like. Gene Ontology annotation, molecular function: protein binding. Lineage: Eukaryota; Metazoa; Chordata; Actinopteri; Pomacentridae. The coding region runs from base 1 to 6126 and encodes 2041 amino acids. Gene Ontology annotation, cellular component: membrane. The record is from RefSeq and is a predicted model, not a curated record. The transcript is spliced from 46 exons.